GCAUGCUGUACGUCGGGCCCUGCGCCGACGUCAAGCGCGCCGGCCUCGGCCUGCACAUCCUCAUCAACUUCCUCGCCACCUUCCUGCUCGGGGCCAGCAACUUCUGCAUGCAGUGCCUAACCUCGCCCACGCGUGCCGAGGUCGACGCCGAGCACGCCCGCAGGCAGUGGCUUGAGAUUGGCAUUCUCAGUCUGCGGAAUCUGCGCGCCAUCGACCGCGCGCGCGUGUGGCUGUGGGCCAUGCUGGCCCUGAGUUCCUUUCCAAUCCACCUGAUGUUCAACUCGGCCGUCUUUGUGAGCUUGACAGCCAAUGAAUACACGGUUGCCGUGGCCACCCAAGAUUUUGUCGACGGCGCCAACUUUACUUUGCCUAUUGCCGACCCCGUGGCAAUGGAUCUUCUGUGGUCCAUGCAGCAGAACCUGUCCACCUACGAGCGCUUGGACCCCAUCGCAUGCAUUCAAGCAUAUGGCGUCGACUUCCUGUCGGACCGCCGGCACGUUCUGGCUGUUGUUUUGAUGCCCCAUGACGCCGGAAGCGGCGACGAAGGCGCCAACGAGAAACGAGACGACGGUGACGGUGAUGCCGGUGACGGUGGCGGCGACAGCCCAAGCAACAGCACCGACACGGGGCCGCUGGUGGGGUACCUGGACUGGACGUACGACGCGGUGCAGAACUCGUGGGUGUGCGGGACGUCGGUCGACGGCAGCGGGGUGCUGGUGCCCGAGGACAUCAACGACUUCGACUGCGACGUCGGCGAGGCGCUGAGCGACCUGCCCAUCACGUUUGGCGACUGGCAGCUGGACCACUGCCUCAGCGAGCGCGUCGUCGACCGUUGCCGGCUGCAGUUCUCGCUGCCCAUCAUGUUUGUGGUGAUUGCGUGCAACGCCGUCAAGCUCGUCGCCAUCCUCGCCACGCUGCUGCGCAAGCAGUCGCCGCUGCUGACCCUGGGUGAUGCCAUCGCCAGCUUCCUCGAGCGGCCUGACCCUACCACCCGCGGCAUGGGCACUGCUUCGAUUGCCGACUUCAGGGCUGGCCGUUGGCGCGACGACCCCCUGCCCCAGCGCUGGGAGUACAAGCGCCACUUUCGCUGGGAGGCCGUCGGGCUCUGGCGCUGGGCUGCGACCAAUGGCUUUGCCUUCGCCACCCUCUGCAUCUUCGCCGCACUCCUCUACGAAGCCAUCAACACCACCACGACCAACCCUGACCUAGCCACAUGGUGGGGCCUCGGCUUCGGCGCCGUCACGGCGUCCUCCCUAGUCCGCUGGCCAGCAAACCAAACCGCGACCGGCAACGCGGGGCUGCUGCGCAACGUGCUCCUCGCCAACGUGCCCCAGCUGCUGCUGUCAGCCCUCUACCUCGCCUACAACGCCGCGUACACGUGCAUGGCGUUCGCCGACGAGUACGCGCGCUACUUUGCCACGCGGCGCGGGCUGCGCGUCACGAACCCGCUGCCUAAGGCCGAGGGCAACGAUAACGCGCAGCGCUCAACCAGCUUCCUCACGCUGCCGUACCGCUACGUGGCCCCGCUGCUGCUCACCAGCGGCGGCGCGCACUUUUUGCUCUCGCAGGCGUUUUUCCUCGUCGCGGUCGACGUGUUCGGCCCCGAUGGCGACCCGGACCCGCAGCGCGCGAUCCUGACGGUCGGCUUCUCGCCCAUUGCCAUGGUGAUCUUGUUCAUCGCGCUGGCCGUGGCCCUGCUGCUCGCGCUGCUGCUCGGCUGGCGCCGCUUGCGUGUCGGCAUGCCGCUAGCUAGCCCGUGUUCGGCGGCGAUCAGUGCCGCGUGCCAUGUUGCCGCCGGCGAGAGCGGGGCGGAGGCGGCGCGGCGGUUGAUCAGGUGGGGCGUUGUUGGCUCGGAGGGUGGCGUCGGGCAUCUUUCGUUUAGUGCCGAGCCGGUGAGCGAGCCUGUUCCGGGGCGGUUGUAUCGGUAGGCAGUUGGUGUGAUUCUGCAAGUGAUUAUUUGUAUUUGUGUGAUGGGAGUUGGCUGUAUGGGGUUGUGGUUGUUCGGGGUUGCUUGUGUUGUUCGGGGUUGUUUGUGUUCAUGCGUGGAGUUGGGAACUGGGGGAUGGAAGGGACUUAGCAUGGUGCCGUAGUUAAUCUCUAGGCAUAGGAAAAAGGCUUCAUGGGUG
Lasiosphaeria miniovina is the source of this 2126-nucleotide messenger RNA. RefSeq lists its product as uncharacterized. The record is from RefSeq and is a predicted model, not a curated record. The transcript is spliced from 4 exons. The annotation marks the transcript as partial. Lineage: Eukaryota; Fungi; Ascomycota; Sordariomycetes; Sordariales; Lasiosphaeriaceae.